CACACCAAACAGAGAGGCGGCAGACACAGACUAUCUCAAGGCUUUCUGAAGCCAAGCCCAAGCGCCAAACACGGCCAGUGUUGUCGAAUUCGCUCCGAACUCUUGACUAUCAAAGCAUAGCAGGGCUCUGUAUAGGCUGCCAGAACAUAUAGCCGUAACGCCUUAGCUAUCCGCCAUCAGCAGUCCUCAUAAUGUCUCACCAUAGGCUCUCCCCGCCUCGCGCUGAUCCAAUUCACGAUCCCUCGGUCUCUCCUCGAACUCCUCGCGUGCUGCUCGUCGGCAAUCUCUGUCAUGACGUCAUCACGUUGAAGUCCGGGAAAACGGUCGAGGCGCUAGGCGGCUCCGUCGCGUACAUCUCGCGCGUGCUCGACGCCGUCGGCAUGUCUUCGCGAUCCGUCGCGAAAGUCGGCUCUGAUUUCAAGUACUGGGAUGCACUAGGCCCGAAUUGCCGGCCGGUAUUGGUGGAAGGGAACGAGUCGGAGAGAGGGGGGUCAAACGGGGGAGGAUCAGUGGCAGCGAAGACAACUGAAUUUUUCGCGGAUUUCACAGGUUCUGACCGGGUGCUGACAGCGGGACACGUGUGUGAAGCCAUAGGAGCAGCAGAUCUGCCCUCCUUCCCAUGCUCGUGUUCUUGCCCGUGUGGAUGCCAAAGUGAGCAUUCACUGGGAAAUCCAUUGCCGAAUUCUCGUCCUGAUAGCUCCACUCCAGCUGAUGCUGCUGCUAUUCCCGCUGCGGAGGAUUGUGACAAUAAGAGGUGUGAUUCAUCAAGCCCGGGUGGUGAUUGCAGUGGAGGGAGCUGCUCUCACAUGCCAAUGUUCGAUGUCGGGGUGGCUGCUGGCGUGGCAGGGGAGGUUCAGCCAUCCACAGUGCGACACAUUGCAGAGAUUUCACGCCACACAGUGGCUGAUCUACAGUCAAUGGUGCGUCACAUUGACCCUGUAACAGGGGCUGUUGAGUUGCAGCAUCUUGAGAAGACUGCGUUUAUGGGCCUCAUUCCGCGAAUAUCGUUCCUUAAGGUUGCCAGUCAUGAAGCUGCCUUCCUGGAUAUUGAGAGGUGUGCUCGACUGCUUGGCACAGCCCAGGCGACAAGUGCAGUGGGGCAGUGCAACGGUAGUAGAGCAGAUGCGAUAGGAGGAGCUGUGCUGCUGACUCGGGCUGAAAAGGGGUGUACAGUCGUCACAAGGGACAGGGAGUUCGUGGUCCCGUCUUUCCCUGCAGUGGAAUUGGAUUCCACAGGUGCAGGCGACUCUUUUAUGGCAGGCUUCAUCAUUGGCCUAUGCUUGAAUAGGUCAUUAGAGGAGGCAGUGCAAAUGGGCUCUUUCUUUGGAGGAGUAGCUGUAGAGCAAGUCGGUGUGCCAAUCAUAACACCCCAAAUUGGUUCUAGGUGGCAAGCAACGUUCAAUGUAUAAUUCGUCAAUGCAAUUCAGGUGGAAUAUAUUUUUCUGCAUGAU
This is a messenger RNA of Closterium sp. NIES-67, 1451 nucleotides long. The record is from the annotation of a GenBank genome assembly. Lineage: Eukaryota; Viridiplantae; Streptophyta; Zygnematophyceae; Desmidiales; Closteriaceae.